AGAGAGAGAGAGAGAGAGAGAGGGAGAAAGAAGGAGGGAGAGGAGAAAGCAGGGGGGUAUAUAAGAAUGGUAGGUGGGAGUGGGGUCUGACCGCAAAGUGUCUACUGUUUAAGAGAAAGGGACCUCUCCCCCCCUCUCUCUCUUUCAGUGGCUCCCUCUCUCAGGCUGCAGCGCCAGCAGGCUCGUUGCCUCCGUGGAUCACUACUGCUGAGAGGGGAAAAAAAAAAGAGAGAGAGAGUGAGAGCAAGAGAGAGAGAGAGAGAAUUGACACAACUUGCAUCUCUCUAGGGAAAACAAGACAGCUCAAAGAAAAAGAAAAAGUCACAAAAAGAAGCUUUGCAGAGAUUUGAAGUUUGGAGUGGCACAUAGUAGAAUAAAGAAGAGUGCAUCAUUUCAUACACGAAGUUCUAAAGUUCCAUUCAAAAGAGAAAAGUACCUUCUUCUACACUACUACUGACUGAAUCAAGCACCAGAGUGAGUGUGUCAUCAUGGGGAUGCGAGGCCUGCUUCUGGCCUAUGUCACUACGGCCAUUCUUUUGGAUCUCUCCAUGGCUGGCCUGCUGAGGAAAAUGAUCAGGCACAGAAGAGAGUCACUAACGCCACCCAAAUCUGAGAACAUGACCCUACCUAAUCCAGACCAACCAGUGGUCUUCAACCAUGUAUACAACAUCAAUGUCCCAACCGGAUCCUUGUGUUCUGUGGACCUGGAUUCACCUGGAGGAUCAGAAAUGAAGCCCAAGUCUGUCCAGUCUGAACAGCACAUCGAGCACACUGUGGAUGGAGAAAACCAGAUAGUCUUCACACACAGAAUUAAUAUACCCAAGCAGGCUUGUGGGUGUGAUAACCAGAUGCCAGACCUUAAAGAUCUGCUAAACAGGCUAGAGAUGUUGGAGGCUGAAGUGUCUAGUCUGAGGGAGCAGUGUACCAGUGGGGCUGGAUGCUGUGGAGCUCAAGUUACAGGUGAAGUCUCUACCAAGCCAUAUUGCAGUGGUCGUGGCAACUACAGCAUUGAAACCUGUAGCUGUCUUUGUGAGCCCGGCUGGAAAGGGCCCAACUGCUCUGAGACAGAUUGCCCUAAUUUCUGCCAAGAUCAAGGCCGCUGUGUGGAUGGGAAGUGCAUCUGUUUUGAGGGUUUUGGUGGCGAGGACUGUGGAAUUGAGCUGUGCCCUGUGGAUUGUGGUGAAUUUGGCCAGUGCAUUGAUGGAGCUUGCAUAUGUGCAGAAGGUUACAUGGGUGAGGACUGCUCCAUGACCAAUUGCUUAAACAAUUGCCUGGGUAGAGGACGCUGUGUGGAUGGCGAAUGCUUGUGCAAUGAGCCAUGGACCGGCUUUGACUGUUCAGAGCUUAUUUGUCCUAAUGACUGCUAUGACCGUGGUCGUUGCAUCAAUGGGACCUGCUACUGUGAUGAGGGCUUUGCUGGGGAGGACUGUGGUGAGCUCACCUGCCCAGAUAACUGUAACAAUAAAGGCAUCUGUGUUAAUGGUCAGUGUGUCUGCAAUUUCGGCUAUAGUGGAGAAGACUGCUCCAAGCUUACAUGUCCAAAUGACUGCAACAAGAGAGGCCACUGCUUCAAUGGGAGAUGUAUAUGUGAUCCUGGCUUCCAAGGUGAGGAUUGUAGCAUCCUCACCUGCCCUGAUAAUUGCAAUGGCAGGGGUAUAUGUGCAAAUGGGGAAUGUAUAUGUGGUCCUGGAUACCAAGGUGACGAUUGUUCUGAGCUCUCCUGUCCCAAUGAUUGUCAUAACCACGGACGCUGUAUUGAUGGAAAGUGCAUUUGUAAGCAAGGCUUUGCAGGAGAGGACUGUAGCAUCAAAACAUGCCCCAAUGACUGUCAUGACCAUGGUGAAUGUGUGGAUGGCAAAUGCGUCUGUCAAAUUGGCUUCACAGGUGAAGACUGCAGUGAGUUGACAUGCCUUAACAACUGUCACGACCGAGGACACUGUGUGAAUGGUCAGUGUGUGUGCAAAGAAGGAUUUACUGGGGAGGACUGCAGUGAGUUGACAUGUCUUAACAAUUGUCACAAUCGUGGACACUGUGUGAAAGGUCAGUGUGUGUGCAAAGAAGGAUUCACUGGCGAGGACUGCAGUGAGUUGACAUGUCUUAACAACUGUCACAAUCGUGGACACUGUGUGAAAGGUCAGUGUGUGUGCAAAGAAGGAUUCACUGGAGAGGACUGCAGUGAGUUGACAUGUCUUAACAACUGUCACGAUCGUGGACACUGUGUGAAAGGUCACUGUGUGUGCAAAGAAGGAUUUGCUGGGGAGGACUGCAGUGAGUUGACAUGUCUUAACAACUGUCACGAUCAUGGACACUGUGUGAAUGGUCAGUGUGUGUGCAAAGAAGGAUUUACUGGGGAAGACUGCAGUGAGUUGACGUGCCUUAACAACUGUCACAAUCGUGGACACUGUGUGAAAGGCCAGUGUGUGUGCAAAGAAGGAUUUACUGGGGAAGACUGCAGUGAGUUGACGUGUCUUAACGACUGUCACAAUCGUGGACACUGUGUGAAUGGUCAGUGUGUGUGCAAAGAAGGAUUUACUGGGGAAGACUGCAGUGAGUUGACGUGUCUUAACAACUGUCACAAUCGUGGACACUGUGUGAAUGGCCAGUGUGUGUGCAAAGAAGGAUUUACUGGGGAAGACUGCAAUGAGUUGACAUGUCUUAAUGACUGUCACAACCAAGGACACUGUGUGAAUGGUCAGUGCGUGUGCAGUGAAGGAUUUACUGGGGAGGACUGCAGUGAAAAAACAUGUCCCAACAACUGCCUGGAUCGUGGGUAUUGUGACAAUGGACAGUGUGUCUGCUAUGUGGGUUACACUGGUAUCGACUGCUCAGAGAUGACCUGCCCAGGAAACUGCAAUGACAAAGGCCACUGCUUGAAUGGCAUGUGCGUCUGUAUUUUGGGAUUCACUGGGGAAGACUGCUCUGAAAUCACCCCACCAAGGGACCUGGUUGUCACUGAAGUCACCCCAGAGACUGUGGAUUUGACCUGGGUCAAUGAAGUAGAGGUGACAGAGUACCUAAUCACCUACAUGCCUACUGCUCCUGGUGGUUUAGAGUUAGAUAUGCGAGUACCUGGUGAAAAAAGGUCUGCUACUAUUAAGGAGUUGGAGCCUGGUGUGGAAUAUUUAAUCAGUGUCUAUGCUGUCCUAAAUAACAAGAUGAGCAUUCCUGUGAGUGCCAGAGUGGCAACACAUCUUCCGGAACCUGAAGGUCUUAAGUUUAAAGCCGUGAGAGAGACAUCGGUGGAAGUUCAGUGGGAUCCUCUUAAUGUCAAGUUUGAUGGUUGGAACCUCAUCUUCAGAAAUACAAAAGAGGAGAAUGGGGAGAUUUUGAAUUCGUUGUCUCCACCUGAGACUACUUUUGAACAAUCUGGCCUGGGCCCAGGCCAGGAGUAUGAAGUUAAACUUGAGGUGUUAAAGAACAAGACUCGUGGACCUCCAGCAAGCAAGAAUGUUGUUACAAAGAUCGAUGCUCCUAGCCAGGUGGAUGUCCGGGAUGUAACAGACACUACUGCUCUGAUCACCUGGUUCCAGCCCAUAGCUCAGGUGGACGGCAUCUCUGUGUCCUAUGGCCCUAUCACUGGCUCCACAGACAGCCACUCACUGGAACUGUCAUCAGUCGACACCCAGUACCACCUGUCUGAACUCUACCCAGACACAGAGUACAGUGUGUCUCUCAUGGCCCGUCGAGGCGAAAUGACCAGUGUGCCUGUCUAUGAGACCUUCACCACAGAUCUAGAUGCACCUACGGACCUGAAGGCCAUAGAUCAGACCGACGAGAGCAUCACGUUGGAGUGGAAAAACAGCCAGGCCAAUGUUCCCAGCUACCGCAUCAAAUACGGACCACUGUCAGGAGGGGAACACGGGGAGCUGACCUUUCCAACAGGCACACAGGAUACCACUCAAGCCAAGAUUUCAGGUCUCAGGCCUGGGACUGAGUACGGCAUGGGAGUGACCGCGAUCAAAGACGAGAAGGAAAGUGCUCCUAGCACCACUAAUGCUGUGACAGAUCUUGAUGCUCCUAAAGAUCUGGAGGUGAGCGAGGCCACAGAAAACACAUUGACGCUGAUCUGGAGGAGACCUGUAGCUAAGAUUGAUGUCUACAAGCUGGUGUUCGUGGCUGCUGAUGGCCACAGGUCUGAGUUUGAAGUUCCAGACAGUGUCAGCACCUACAUACUAAAGAACCUGAACCCUGGCAUGCUGUACACCAUCACCCUGACUGCUGAACGAGGGAGGAAGAAGAGCGCUCCAGCCAGCAUUCAGGCAUCUACAGACAAAGAAAAGCCCCUGGUGGGCAACAUCACCAUCUCGGCGCUCUCCUGGGACGGCUUUAAUAUAUCCUGGGAGCUGAAGAGGGGCCAGUUCGAUGGCUUUCUGAUCGAGGUGGCUGACCCAGAUGGUCUCUCCCAGGCCCAGAACCACACUGUAUCAGGACAGGAGUACAGUUUGACUAUCACUGAUCUCUCGCCUAGCACUUUCUACAGAGUCGCUCUAUAUGGCCUGUACAUGGGAGAUCUCUUAGAGCCAGUGUUUGGGGAGGCUUUUACAGAGGCAGAACCUGAGGUGGAGCAUCUUUUCACCUCCAACAACAAGCCAGAUGGUUUUAUGCUGCAGUGGACGGCUCCUGAAGGAAUCUUUGAAAUGUUUAUUAUCAAAAUCUCUGACCGAACGGGCAAGCAAAGGCAGAUGAGUGUAUCAGGAGAGAAAAGAACAGAAGUGAUCUCUGGCCUCGAUGAGGCUACAGAGUAUGAAAUUGAGCUCUUUGGGACAAUUGCAGGACGGAACUUCAAGCCUAUUUCUGGGAAAGCUCUAACAGGUCUGGGCAAACCAAAGGGUAUUCGCUUCUCUGAUGUCACCGAUACCUCCUCCACCGUUCACUGGACUGUCCCCAAGUACAGUGUUGACAACUACCAAGUCACCUACGUGCCCAUUCAUGGAGACACUCCCAUAACUGUCACAGUGGAUGGAGGUGAAUCUCACACUAUUCUGCCCAACCUGACACCUGGGGUGACCUACCGUGUGAGCGUCAUAUCAGUGAAGGGUCUGGAGGAGAGUGAGCCAGCCUCUGAUACAUUUACAACAGGUCUGGGACAACCAAAAGGUAUUCGCUUCUCUGAUAUUAUGGAUACCUCUGCCACUGUCCACUGGACUGUCCCCCAUUAUCACAUCGACAGCUACCGAGUCGCCUACACACCCAUUCUUGAAGACAGUCCAACAACUGUCACAGUGGGCGGAGGUGAAUCUCACACUGUUCUGCCCGACCUGACACCCGGGGUGACCUACCGCGUGAGCGUCACAUCACUGAAGGGUCUGGAGGAGAGUGAGCCAGCCUCUGAUACAUUUACAACAGUUCUGAGCAAACUAAAGGGUGUUCGUGUCUCUGAUGUUACUGAAACCUCUGCCACGGUUCACUGGACUGUCCCUUAUUACCACAUUGACAGCUACAGAGUCACAUACACACCCAUUCAUGAAGAAACUCCCAUAACUGUCACAGUGGAUGGAGGUGAAUCUCACACUGUUCUACCCAACCUGACACCUGGGGUGACCUACAACGUGAACGUCAUAUCAGUGAAUGGUCUGGAAGAGAGUGAGCCAGCCUCUGAUAUCUUUACAACAGUUCUGGGCAAACUAAAGGGUAUUCGCUUCUCCGAUGUCACUGAUACCUCUGCCACCGUUCACUGGGCUAUCCCUCGUUAUCAUGUUGACAGUUACAUAGUCACCUAUGUGCCCAUUCAUGGAGGAAGACCUUUGACAAUCACAGUGGAUGGAAGUGAAUCCCAGACUGUGUUGCCCAACCUGACCCCUGGGGUGACCUACCGCGUGGGCGUCAUAUCAGUGAAGGGUCUGGAGGAGAGUGAGCCAGCCUUUGACACAGUAACAACUGCUUUGGACAAGCCUCACGGUUUGGUGGCAGUCAAUAUCACCGACACCACGGCGCUGCUGCACUGGCAGCCUACCAUUGCCACGGUGGAUGGAUAUGUAAUCACCUACAGCACAGAAACAAUGCCCCCGAUAACAGAGCAAGUUUCUGGAAACACUGUGGAGUUUGAGAUGAGCUUGCUCUACCCUGGCACUGAGUACACCGUCAAAGUCUACGCAGUGAGGGAAGCAGCCAAGAGUGCUGCCACGACCACACAGUUUACCACCGAUGUUGAUUCUCCUGAGGACCUUGAAGCCAGUAAUAUCCUGACAGAGAGCGCCACACUGACCUGGAAGGCACCACAAGCACAAAUCACUGGCUACAUCCUCACCUACGAGUCGGCUGAUGGUACAGUUCGGGAGGUCGUCCUCAGCCCCACAUCCACGUCAUACAACAUGAAUCAGCUCAGCGCCUCCACUGAGUACACAGCACGCCUGCAGGCCAUCUCCGGCCCCCUGAGGAGCCACAUCAUCUCCACAGUUUUUACCACCAUCGGAGUUCUCUAUAGAUACCCGAAGGACUGUUCCCAGGCUCUUCUGAAUGGAGACACCACCUCAGGACUUUACACCAUUUACCUGCGUGGUGACGAGAGCCAGCCCUUACAGGUCUACUGCGACAUGACUACAGACGGAGGCGGCUGGAUCGUGUUUGUCAGGAGGCAGAGUGGUAAAGUGGAUUUCUUCCGUAACUGGAGGAACUACACUGCAGGGUUUGGGGACAUGAAUGACGAAUUCUGGCUUGGUCUCUCAAACCUGCAUAAGAUCACCUCCUUUGGUCAAUACGAGUUGCGAGUGGAUCUGAGAGAUAAGGGAGAGCAUGCAUACGCUCAGUACGACAAAUUCUCUGUGUCAGAGCCACGCAGUCGCUAUAAGGUGCACGUUGGUGGCUACAGCGGCACGGCAGGCGAUUCGAUGACUUACCACAAUGGCCGUCCUUUCUCCACUUACGACCACGAUAAUGACAUCGCUGUCACUAACUGUGCCCUCUCAUACAAGGGAGCUUUCUGGUAUAAGAACUGCCACCGUGUUAACAUCAUGGGAAGAUACGGAGACAACAGUCACAGCAAAGGUGUCAACUGGUUCCACUGGAAGGGUCAUGAGCACUCCAUUGAGUUUGCUGAAAUGAAGCUCAGACCGUCCAACUUCAGAAACUUUGAGGGAAGAAGAAAGCGAUCGUAAAAGAUUCAUUAAAAAGAAAACAAAUCAAAUGCCCUCCUUUUUGCCAUUCUGCCCUUACUGCAUCAGUUCAACAUUUUCAGCUACCAAAGCAGAAGCUUAGCCGUAUCUUCCUCAUCCAUCUCUCUCUCUCUCUCUCUCUCUCUCUCUCUGUUUCCUCACUUAAUAACCCAGUUAUUAUUGACAUCUAUGAGUCCUUGUUCCAGACUAGAGUUCGGCAUUGAUCGUUUACGGCACCAGUAGCUUAAGUGCCAGUCUACAGCUUCACUCACACUCACAAGUCUAUAUGUGAAAAGUUCUCUCUCUCUCUCUCUCUCUCACACACACACACACACACACACACACACACACACACACACACACACACCAAAGACCGCAAGUUCGAGCUAAUAAAUCUUUCAGAAAGCACACUGUACUCCUCCUGAGUGACUCUGAAAAGCUUUUCAAUUUACAAAAAUAACAUAUCAGUUUCUGUACCCACCUGGCCACGUUAAUUCAAGUACGGUUUGCGUUCCAAGGGUAGAACGUUUGUUUGUUUUUUUGUUUGUUUGUGUGCGGGUGAGUGAGUGAGUGUGUGUGUGUGUGUGUGUGUUCUUUUUUUAGUGUUUGGUGCCUCUUCACUGUUUUAAGCGCCUCAUGUCAAACUGUCAUGCAUCCAGUGGAGAAGUUGAAACCCAUUUUGUGAAUAUUAGCCUCAGUGUGACACAAUAAACAUCCCCCUGUCCUUCCACCAUCAUUCCAGCUGUCCAGACAGAAAGGAAGGAACGUCAUCAUGUAGCCAAAAUGUUUGCACCGGACAUACCACACACAAGUCUGUCAGCCUGAAAACUGAGACACUGCUCCAUCAUCAUCACUAUCAUCACUAUGCACAGUGUGGUGUGUUUCUUUUUAAAACCUAUUGCAUGCUACAUUAAAAUGACUGGUGCUGAAUCUUUCACUUGAUGGCCUGAUGAUUUUGCAGUGUCACUUCCACUGGGAAGCACAACUAGGUGUUUCAUUUGGUUUUUAGCAACUGUGUCUGCUCCGAAGUAAAGGCAGGACCUAUAUCAGUACGUCACUGAUGUAAGCAAGUUCAAACAGGCAGAUUAGGAGUGAAUAUGAUCAUGAACAAGAGCCAUAAAUUUAAUGUUGUGCAGCAGAUAAAUACUUAAGAAAGGCCACUUUCAUUUUGUAAUCAACAUUGUACAUUUAUAUAAAAGGUAUUGUACACAAAAUUAAUUAAUAUACAGAGUGAGUCCUCGUGUCCUCCCCACUGUCCUUCCUUCCCUUCCUUGACUCUGACACCUUUCCUGCUAUAGACUAAACCACUGACCCUAUAAAAUACCUGUGUAAAUUAAAGUCUCUUGUUUGGUAUUUGAAUAUGAUUUGUUUGUUCGUUUGUUCGUUUUUUAAUUGGGUGAACAACAGGUGUUUCUCUGUAACCCAUAUUACAAUAAAAUGGAUUUUGUUUUUAAAAAAAAA
Tachysurus vachellii is the source of this 8552-nucleotide messenger RNA. It is a transcript of the gene tncb, whose product is annotated as tenascin Cb. Gene Ontology annotation, molecular function: protein binding. The transcript is spliced from 29 exons. The record is from RefSeq and is a predicted model, not a curated record. The coding region runs from base 489 to 7094 and encodes 2201 amino acids. Lineage: Eukaryota; Metazoa; Chordata; Actinopteri; Siluriformes; Bagridae.